Molecule: messenger RNA, 630 nt
Organism: Daucus carota subsp. sativus
Lineage: Eukaryota; Viridiplantae; Streptophyta; Magnoliopsida; Apiales; Apiaceae
Exons: 2
Coding region: 1-630 (209 amino acids)
Biological process (GO): chromatin remodeling
Cellular component (GO): nucleus
Source: RefSeq, a predicted model, not a curated record
AUGGCUUGUAUUCAGAAAACUAGAUGGAAAGAGGAAAAAACCAAGGAGGCUAAUGGAUUUAUAUCAUGGUAUUCAGGUUUAGUUAACUCCCAUAAUGGUGUUGGUAUCUUGUUGUCUACGAAACUCAAAGAUAAAGUGGUGGAGAUCAAAAGGUUUGGUGAUCGAAUCAUUAUUCCUCUAGAUCAAUUUUUAUUUGUUGGUGGUGAUUUUAAUGGUCAUAUUGGUGCAAGAGCAGAUGGGUAUCAAGGUGUUCAUGGCGGGUUUGGUUAUGAUGUUAGAAAUGACAAUGGUUCGACACUUUUGGAAUUUGCGACAGCACAUGAUUUAGUGAUUGUUAACUCUUGUUUCUGCAAGCGUGAUGACAAUCUAAUUACUUUUAGGAGUGGGGAACAUGCCACUCAAAUUGAUUAUCUUCUUAUUCACAGUAUGGAUUUCAGAUUUUGUUCAGAUUGUAAGGUUUUUCUAAUGGAAGCUUGUGCUUCACAACACCGUCUUUUAGCCAUGGAUUUGUCUUUGGAUGGUCCACCUAUGGAGGGAUUGAGAGUUGUUGAACCUAAAAUUCUUUGGCGUAAUUUACAUGGAUCGAAAGUAGCAGAAUUUAAGGACAUGUUUGAGGGUUGUUUUAGGUAG